ACGCACAGCAAAACCCUAGCGCAGUCGGAGCACACUAUAUAAUAUAGACUCAAUCCCAAACCCUAGAGUUUCAGAUCCUCAAUCGGCCAACACCAACAGCUCCGGCGGCGACCGUCACUCUCCAACAACCCUUCCGCGGCGAAAAUGUCUCUGGUGGCGAACGAGGAUUUCCAGCACAUUCUGCGUGUGCUGAACACUAACGUGGAUGGCAAGCAGAAGAUAAUGUUCGCUCUCACCUCCAUCAAGGGUAUUGGUCGGAGAUUCGCCAACAUGGUUUGCAAGAAGGCCGAUGUUGACAUGAACAAGAGGGCUGGUGAGUUGAGUGCUGCUGAGUUGGAUAAUUUGAUGACUGUGGUGGCCAACCCUAGGCAAUUCAAGAUCCCAGAUUGGUUUUUGAACAGAAAGAAGGAUUACAAGGAUGGCAAGUACUCUCAGGUUGUGUCUAAUGCUCUUGAUAUGAAGCUAAGGGAUGACUUGGAGAGACUCAAGAAAAUCAGAAACCACCGUGGUUUGAGGCACUACUGGGGCCUUCGUGUCCGUGGUCAGCAUACUAAAACUACUGGCCGCAGGGGGAAGACUGUUGGUGUCUCUAAGAAGCGUUAAGAUGUUAUGCCUUGGCUCGGAGUUGUUAGAUUUUGUUGAGGAGGCAAAUUUGAAGUACAUUAGACAUGUUUUGCAUACCAACUUUGUAUCGGUUGUUAGAUGCUGUGACAAUUUCAAUUUUGUUUGUUAUUUGUGUUAAGCGUCCGUCUAGUUGAAUGUUGGUUUUUUAAGUCGUUGAGAACCUUGAAUAGUAUUGAUGAAUCAUGAAAUUACAUAUUCACUUUAAUGAUUAUUCCUGGAAGGAAAA
Molecule: messenger RNA, 850 nt
Organism: Cajanus cajan (pigeon pea)
Lineage: Eukaryota; Viridiplantae; Streptophyta; Magnoliopsida; Fabales; Fabaceae
Product: small ribosomal subunit protein uS13z/uS13y/uS13x
Biological process (GO): translation
Cellular component (GO): cytosol; ribosome; small ribosomal subunit
Molecular function (GO): RNA binding; structural constituent of ribosome
Source: RefSeq, a predicted model, not a curated record